AUGACACACAGAGCUGGCACAACACCAAAGCGAGACGACCGGUCAAAGCAGGAUCUUCAGCGCCUCACCGGCGUGGUUAUCCACCGGCGCGUCUACCCGGAUUCCAUGUGGCUUUCCAUCGUUGGCGAAGCUCCAGGGGCCUCGUGCCACGAAAUUUGUUAUCCAGAAGGUGGAUCUCUACCAGUUCGGGACCUCUGGCGCGGAGUCAAACUUGGAGACUCUGUAGAGGCCAUGGGCUGCUGGAAGCAGAAAGGUUUCUGCGGGCACUGUCUCGAAGCAACUUCGGUAGUCGUGGAAUCGAUGCGGCUUUGGAGCAUUGAACGGUGCCUGACAGUUCGAUCGGCUCUAUUCCAGCCACAACGACCGAGACCAGAAGGUGUCCCCCAUCUUGCCCCUCGGCGAGCACCAGCAGUCGGCUGUAGCCAGGACGUGCACGGGGGCCCGAACACAUUGGAGCGAGCGCAGGCCGUUGCAAAGCUGCUUCUGCGAGUCGCCGGCGGGAAAGACUCUCUCAACCAAGGAACCGGUGUUCUCGAUGUGGCUGGUGGGACAGGCCUGCUGUCACUGGCUUUUGCCCUGUGCGGAGUUCGCGCAACUGUGGUGGAUCCACGCCGAAGCGCAGGUUGUUUGCCAAGCCGUGCGCGGAAGAUGAUGCGGAAGUCAGGCGUCGGCUCCCUGAUGAGUGCUUGUCGCGCCUGGUUUGGUGGUCGUCUCCAGGGUGCCGACGACUCCUUUAGCGGAUCAGGCGAUGCUGUGCCUCCUUGCGAAGAUGGUUUGGUUCGCAACUGCUCUGCCUUGGCGGCGCUACACCCGGACGAGGCCACAGAGGCUGUUGUUGAUGCCGCGCUUCGUCUCCGGCGACCCUUCGUGGUUGUGCCAUGCU
This is a messenger RNA of Symbiodinium sp. CCMP2456, 883 nucleotides long. Lineage: Eukaryota; Dinophyceae; Suessiales; Symbiodiniaceae. The record is from the annotation of a GenBank genome assembly.